AUGAAAAAUCUAAUUUCUCAAACACCUAAUCAAAUGAUUUACUCGGAAAAUGCUGGUUAUCUACCUUAUGAUGAUGAUAGUAGAGUAACAAAUGAUGCUGGAUAUUUUGAUGUAAAUAUUUCACUAAGUAUGAUUAUUGGUUUUGCUGAAGACUAUCGAAAGAUUGUUGUAAAUGCAAAACAUGAACUUAUUUUAACAAGAUCUCGUACUGAUCUCAAUGCUGUAGUAAACAUUGGAGCAGCUGAGCGUGAAGAAUUUAAAAUUUUAAUUAAUAAAGUUGAAUGGUUGAUUCCAUAUUUAAUGGUAAAUGAUCGCCAAAAAAUUGAAUUAUUGAAAUUCAUUGAAAAAGACUCACUUAUAACAAUGAGUUUUAGAUCAUGGGAUUUAUAUGAGUAUCCUAUGAUUCCUGCCACUCAAAAGCAUGUGUGGACUGUAAAAACUUCAACACAAGUUGAAAAACCUCGAUAUGUUAUUCUUGGUUUUCAAACAAAUCGAAAAGAAGAUCAAGGAAGGUAUGCAAAUUUAUUUAAUGCCUGUAAUCUUCACAAUGUUAAACUUUUCUUAAACUCACAGUACUAUCCUUAUGGAAAUUUAAAUUUUACUCAUAACAAAUUUUCCAUACUAUAUGAUAUGUAUUGUAAUUUUCAACCAUCCUACUAUGGAAAAGAAUCUGAACCUUUAUUAACUAGAAAUAACUUUAAAGAUUAUGCACCAUUGGCUGUUAUUGAUUGCUCAAAACAAAACGAAUUUCUAAAACAAGCAUCUGUAGAUGUGCGAUUGGAAUUUGAAGCAAAUGAAAAUUUUCCAGCCAAUACAGCUGCAUAUUGCCUUAUAAUUCACGACCGCAUUAUACAGUAUACACCAAUCAGCGGCAUUGUUAAAAAAGUAACGUGA
This is a messenger RNA of Leptopilina heterotoma, 894 nucleotides long. RefSeq lists its product as uncharacterized. The record is from RefSeq and is a predicted model, not a curated record. NCBI's taxonomy places the organism in Eukaryota, Metazoa, Arthropoda, Insecta, Hymenoptera, Figitidae. Bases 1 to 894 code for a protein of 297 amino acids. The transcript has a single exon.